AUGAGGACUAUUCAAAAUGGGCCGGUGGUCAACCUUCAGUACCUACCAGUGGAACGCCUAUUAGUCGGAUCUUCAAUCUUCAACAAGCUUGGCUCAACGGUCAACCCCAUGCCAUUAGUUAACACGGAAACUCAUUUGAAUUCGAUGAAAGGAAGGCUCUUCGCUGGAUCUCAACCUAUUGGGGAUGAUGUUUGGAGAUCCCUUAGACUCCCGGAUGAGGACAUGGGAGACAUUGCAAUCAAUGAAUUACGAAUGGUUAUUUCUGUGUUCGAGUACUUGAACGCUGAGUUUGUUAAUCGCCACCUUCUUACCACACAUGGUGGCGUUCAGUACGAAUUCGGUAUAUUCCAAACGGCCGUCAACAAAGUGUACGGACAAAGAGACUUCAACGCCCCUAGGCUGUGGAGAAACUUCAUGCAGAAUUUCAUGUCACGUAUGGCUCAAUGGGUCUCAACUUGGGUUAAUACGCGUAUUGAUGAGCUGUUGGUCACAUGGCGACAGGUGCAGAAUGCAGCUGCCUCGGGCUCAAAUGCACACAAUAUAGCAACAACCUACAUUACUCAGCUCGAACAGCUCAGGGAGCAAGUAAGAAUAAGAGCUGUUUUCGAUGCCUCGGCCUUUAUUUAUAUGGGCGGUACCGGAUCCUAG
Penicillium cosmopolitanum is the source of this 648-nucleotide messenger RNA. RefSeq lists its product as uncharacterized. The transcript is spliced from 3 exons. Lineage: Eukaryota; Fungi; Ascomycota; Eurotiomycetes; Eurotiales; Aspergillaceae. The record is from RefSeq and is a predicted model, not a curated record. Bases 1 to 648 code for a protein of 215 amino acids.